AUGGGUGGUAUUGGUAAGACCACCCUUGCUGAUGCUGUGUUUCACCGAUCCUCUUCUAAAUUCAAUGCUUGUAAAUUUCUAUCUAAUGUCAGGGAGGAGUCACAGAAACGAGGGAUACUUCGUCCGUAUGUCUUAGACAGCUUGUCUCGUACAAAGGUCCUCUUGGUUCUUGAUGAUGUGAAUGAGUCAGAACAAUUAGAAUGUUUACUUGAAGAAGUUGUGUUCGGCUGGGGGAGUAGAGUCAUUAUAACCUCCAGAGAUAGGUGUCCAUUGAGAGGAAGAGUGGAUGGUGAUCAUAUAUACAAGGUGAGUGAAUUAAACGAUGCAGAUGCUCGGGACCUCUUUCAGUUGAAAGCUUCCAAAGUUGCUGGUUCCAAAAUAUAUGAUUCAGACUUGUUGAACGAAGUAGUAACUUAUGCUGAAGGCAUCCCAUUAGUUUUUACAGUUUUGGGUUCCUUAUUUCGUAGCUGCAAUAGCGAAAAAGACUUCGAGGAUAAGCUAAAAACUUUGAAAGAGUUUCCUGACAAAAAAAUCCAAAGUGUGUUGAGAGUGAGUUAUAAUGGAUUACAGGAACGUGAGAAAGGGAUAUUUCUUGAUAUCGAAUGUUUUUACAAAGGGAAGAAGAUGUCUGAUGUUGAAGGGCUGAUAGAAAUGCAUGGCUUCAGUGCACCACGUCAGGGAAUAAUAGUUCUGGUCGAUAUGUCCCUCAUAUCAAUUUCAACAAGUGAUCACCUAGAGAUGCAUGAUUUGGUGCAAGAAAUGGGUAUGUCAAUUGUUCGUGAACAAUGUGCCUCUGAUCCGGGAAGACGCAGUAGGGUGUGUAGUGUUGAGGAUGCCUAUAAAGUAUUGCAACAUAAUACUGGAACUGCAGCAAUUGAAGCCAUGUUUGUUGACUCAAUUAAGAUUCGAGAUACACAGUUGAGUCCUACGAUCUUCAUGAAUAUGCAUAACUUACGGCUGUUGAAAUUUGAUGCGCGACCCAUAUUUAUGUCUGGAAAAUUUGAUAUCAAGUGCAAAGUGUACCUGCCUGAUGGAGGUCUCAAUACUCUUCCCGAAAGCAGAUAUCUCUACUGGAAGAACGACCAUUUUAAAUCUUUGCCAGCGGAAUUUGUUCCACAUAACCUCAUUGAGCUUCAUAUGUCCGGUAGUCUACUUGAGAAACUUUGGAAUGAUGGCAAGGAUCUCGGCAGCUUAAAAGUGAUAAGACUUUGUCAGGAUCCAGAUCUUUCUCACAGUCUAAAUAUUGAGGUGAUCAAUCUUAGUGUGUGUGUAAGCUUGGCUGAAGUUCCUUCAUAUCUUGAAACUCUCGCCAAGCUUACCUCCCUGGAUCUGAGUGGGUGUGCAAAUGUUACAACUUUUCCGGAUAAGAUGCCAUGCAAUAUGAAAUUCUUAAGUCUGUCUGGUUGCGGGCACCUGACUAAAGUUCCAGAUCUCUGUCAUUGUGCAAAUAUCGAGAAUAUAGAUCUCAUUGGUACAAACAUAUAUGAAAUUCCUUUAUAUUUUCGACAUCUUGACAAGCUUACAUCCCUGGAUCUGUCCAGGCAGUCCAGCUGUGAUUUGCGGGAAUUACCACUUAAUUUGGAAUACUACAAUCUGCCAGAUUGUCGUCUUCUUGAUUGAAUUGAUAAUAGUAUCUACAAAUUAAGUAGUCUUAAUUUUUAA
This is a messenger RNA of Argentina anserina (silverweed cinquefoil), 1662 nucleotides long. RefSeq names its product disease resistance protein RPP2A-like. Gene Ontology annotation, biological process: defense response. The record is from RefSeq and is a predicted model, not a curated record. Gene Ontology annotation, molecular function: ADP binding. Lineage: Eukaryota; Viridiplantae; Streptophyta; Magnoliopsida; Rosales; Rosaceae.